Molecule: messenger RNA, 1410 nt
Organism: Lontra canadensis (Northern American river otter)
Lineage: Eukaryota; Metazoa; Chordata; Mammalia; Carnivora; Mustelidae
Gene: LGALSL
Product: galectin like
Exons: 5
Coding region: 57-575 (172 amino acids)
Molecular function (GO): carbohydrate binding
Source: RefSeq, a predicted model, not a curated record
CCGCCGCCGCCGCCGCCGGGCCGCCAGCCGUGCACCCCGGCGCGCCGUGUAAGAAGAUGGCGGGAUCGGUGGCCGACAGCGAUACCGCGGUGAAACUAGAUGAUGGGCAUUUAAACAACUCCUUGGGCUCUCCAGUUCAAGCCGACGUGUACUUCCCACGACUGAUAGUUCCAUUCUGUGGGCACAUUAAAGGCGGCAUGAGACCAGGCAAGAAGGUGUUGGUGAUGGGCAUUGUUGACCUCAACCCAGAGAGCUUUGCCAUCAGCUUGACCUGUGGUGACUCCGAAGACCCUCCCGCCGAUGUGGCCAUUGAACUCAAAGCUGUGUUCACAGACCGGCAACUACUUAGAAAUUCUUGUAUAUCUGGGGAAAGAGGUGAAGAACAGUCUGCAAUCCCUUACUUUCCAUUCAUCCCAGACCAGCCAUUCAGGGUGGAAAUUCUCUGUGAGCACCCACGUUUCAGAGUGUUUGUGGAUGGACACCAACUUUUUGAUUUUUACCACCGCAUUCAAACGUUAUCUGCAAUUGACACCAUAAAGAUAAACGGGGACCUGCAGAUCACUAAGCUUGGCUGAUGCUGUUUAAACCUCCUCUGUUUCACGUAGGAUCAGGUGCCACAACUGCCUGACUGUGGGUCUGGAAGAAGUGUGCUAGCAAGACCUGGAGACUUAAAAAGAAAACAAAAACAAAAAGCAGGCUUUACUGUCUCUUCUUUCUGUGCAGUUUAAACCCAAAAUGACAACUCCAAACUGUGGUUUGCCCUUAGGAAGCUGUCAGAACAAAGACACCGAGCCAUUAUUUCCAGAACAAAGUAAUACAUUUAUGCUGGAUUUUAUUCAGACUAUAUUGACAUGGAUUUGUGAUAAUUUGUGAUCUGGUAGCAAGUUAUUCAUCUUUUCAAAGCAAGGUGAUACUUAGAAACAAAAGUGCUAAAGACUUAACACCACCGCCAACAAAGACGGUACACCGAGAUCAACUCAUUUCUGCACUGAAGUGAAGUGUGUAGCACAACCGACAUUUUAGUCAGGGUAUUUACAUAGAAUGUAGGUUGUUCAAGGUUUGGUUGGUUUUGGUUUUUUUUUUUUUUCUUGUUUUUUGGUUUUUGCACAGCAUAAUGUUAAUUCAGAUUUUUAAAGCUUUCUCGUAGUUAUUUAUUUAUACUCAAUGUAUGUAUUAGAGAAUGAUUAAUGUCUCAAAAACAGCAAGUUAUGAACUUUUGAAUGUACAGAUAUCUUAGGUCCAAAGGGGAAAAUUACAUAUUACAAUCAUGAAAGAAUUGUUAUCUUCCAUACCCCUAAACUUAGGAUCUCUUGAUAUAAAUUGCUGUAAGUGCUUUUGGGAAAAGUUUGCAACAUUUCGAUAAAAUUGCUUUUCAAGUAAUCGACAGUUACAUAAAUUCUAUUUAUAUCA